Drosophila suzukii is the source of this 2557-nucleotide messenger RNA. It is a transcript of the gene Hph, whose product is annotated as HIF prolyl hydroxylase. The record is from RefSeq and is a predicted model, not a curated record. Lineage: Eukaryota; Metazoa; Arthropoda; Insecta; Diptera; Drosophilidae. Gene Ontology annotation, molecular function: ferrous iron binding; peptidyl-proline dioxygenase activity; L-ascorbic acid binding. Gene Ontology annotation, biological process: cellular response to hypoxia.
UGAAGCUAUCGGUAUCGGUUGACACACAUCGCUAGCGAAUAAAAAAGUUUGUGUGUUGUCUUAACCAUUUGCAUUUUUCAUUAAACUUCAAGGAUUUCGAGUUGUAAAUCGAUAUCCAGGCGUUAGGCUGCGAGGCGAAAAUAGUGCAGAGUGAAAAACGCAACCAAAUACAGUCCCGAGGAGGAAUAGUCGCCAACAAAACCAACAACAACGCACAUAUAGCUGCCCGUGUGCUUGUGUGUGUGCGUUGUAUGUGCGUUUUUUUUGUUUAUUUGGCCAAUUCGGUGGCCUACGUGAUUAAAAUAGGCGCAAGCGAACUAACAGUGAAAUGUUGGCUAAAACGAGCCGAGUGCCGUAAUUCGCAUUGAUAAUUGAUAGCCGUAAUCUGCGAGUGCGAGUGUGUUAGUGAGGGGGCGAAGGUGGGGCUAAGAAGAGCAGAGAGAGCAGUCAAGGUUAUAGUCGGUCGUCGCCUUCGGCUCUCUCCCACGAAAUGCAAUGAGCAGGGGUCGCGGAAAGGUCAGGGAGUCAGCUAGCGAUUCCAAUUCCCAUUCCGGAUCCAAAUCGGCCAUGGACCCGCCGCGCUGUUCCACUUGCGGCACUCAGCAGAACUUGCUGCGAUGCGCCAAGUGCAAGGCCGUCUACUACUGCUCCCCCGCCCACCAGCAUCUCGAUUGGCCCGACCACCGCACCGCGUGUCGCCUCCUGACCCGCCAAAAGGUCAACAGCAGCAGUAAUAACAACAAGCAGCAGCAGCAGCAGCGACAGCAGAUCCAGCAACUACAACAGGCGGUGGCAUCCGCCAAUCUGGAGAGCAAUGGCGCCGGCGCCAACUGCUCCACCGCCCAGAUGAUGACGCCUGCCCACCAGGCGCAGAGCUGGCCCUCCGAGGUGGACAACCUGCUGAAUCUCCUUGGCCAGCCGGGAAGCCAAGAAAAGGCUGCCACAGCGGAAACGGAAGUGGGUCAAAGACAGCAGCCGCACCAACACCACCAUAAUCACCAUCAUCAUCAUGGCGAAAAGAGCUCCAGCUAUCAAAUCGGAUUAGCGGAUGCCAGCUUCAUGGGAUCAGGAAGCGAGCGCCGCUAUGAGGAUCUGUGCCGGAACAUCAUCAGUGACAUGAACCAGUAUGGGUUGUCCGUGGUGGACGACUUCCUGGGCAUGGAGACGGGUCUGAAGAUCCUCAACGAGGUGCGAAGCAUGUACAACGCAGGGGCCUUCCACGAUGGCCAGGUGGUGACCAACCAGAUGCCCGAUGCCCCAUCUUUGGCGGCGCGCGGGGACAAGAUCCGAGGUGAUAAGAUCAAGUGGGUCGGUGGCAACGAGCCGGGCUGCAGCAGUGUCUGGUAUCUGACUAACCAGAUCGACUCGGUGGUGUAUCGAGUCAACACCAUGAAGGACAAUGGCAUUUUGGGCAACUAUCACAUCAGGGAGCGCACAAGGGCCAUGGUCGCCUGCUAUCCAGGAUCGGGGACACAUUAUGUCAUGCAUGUGGACAAUCCCAAAAAGGAUGGCCGUGUAAUAACGGCUAUUUACUACCUGAACAUCAACUGGGAUGCGCGGGAAAGUGGCGGCAUACUUCGAAUUCGACCGACGCCCGGAACAACAGUGGCGGACAUUGAGCCCAAGUUCGACCGUCUGAUAUUCUUCUGGUCGGACAUCCGAAAUCCCCACGAAGUGCAGCCCGCUCAUCGUACCCGCUAUGCCAUCACCGUCUGGUAUUUCGAUGCCAAGGAGCGCGAGGAGGCCCUGAAUAGAGCCAAACUGGAGAACAGCAAGACGAACAAUGUGGCUGCUCAGGCCCAUGCCCAGCAGGCAGAACCAGACUCAACCACCACCCCACCCGCCACAGCAGCAGCAUCCCCAUCAUCCUCAUCCAGUCUGCCGGCCAGCAUGUCUACGGGAACAGGAGCGUUGAAUGCCAAUGUGUCGAGUAAUUCCUGCGCCGCCAGCAGCGAAAUAUGCACGUAACCCAAGCUGGCAGCGCAGCUAAAGGGCAACCAAAAAGUGUAAAUUAUUUCUAACCAAACACACAUGUAUAAAGCUAGUUAAAACUAUUUAUAGCUCCGGACGGGCGGCAGCCCAAGCCCGAAUUGCGAAAGUGAAUCAAAGCUCCUUUAGUCGUUAAGCCUUCUAGUUUAUCUCUAAGUCGUAUCAUUAGUUAUUCUCGCAUUAACCAUUAGCGUACUGCCUUGUCAGCGUCCGAGUUGAUUGUUUAUUAAUUAUUAGUUCGUUGCAUCUUUGUCAGGACCUUUUGCCUAGCUCAUUCUUAGUUUUUGGCUGCCAAAGUAUUAUACCUAAAGAGAAGUUAACCAGCUUCCAUAACAUCGGCAACAGUCGCGACGCUCAUUGUAUCCUAUCUCAAAAUUAUUUAACAAGCCAGCGAAACGUAUGAAAAUGCGGUCGCCGGCUCCCACUCAAUUUGUCGACUCUCAUGCAUCUAGUUAAAAGUCUUUUGAUAUCGUUUACAUCUAAUAACAAGCGAAAAUAAAUUUGUGUCAGCAAUCUGUUCUCUUGUUAUUUUUAAAUCAUUAAAUAUGUAUAUUAUGGCAUAUCUACA